AUGUUUAACAAAAUGUGUGUGACUCAAAUUGUUUUGGUGUUAUGUUUUGCCUCAGUAAUUUUAGAAAGUAUAGAGGCUCAAUGUGUAAGUAGUUACAAUGGCAUAGGAUUAGUAUGUAAGGACAUUAAAAAAAUUUCUCGAGAAAUUUUGAACGAAAAUUAUGAAGACACUUUGCUUUUUCACAUAAUCAAUACCACCGAACCCCUUGGAUUGUCUGCUUUUAAAAACAUGAAAAAUUUAAUAUACCUUAAGAUAUCAGGCGGCAAAAUUGGAAUAAUAUUUUCUAACACUUUUAAAGACAUGCCACUUUUACAAGAGGUAGAUAUAGAAUCUGUUAGGAUAGAAGAAAUUCAAGAAUCAACAUUUUUCAAUCUACCCGGGCUGGAAAAAGUAACAAUAACAAAUAUCGAUAUUUCAUUUUUAAGAAGAGGCAUUUUCCGAAAUGUCCCAGAACUUUCCCAUAUUAGUCUUCGUAAUUCCAACCUACGUUAUAUAGAAAGUGAAUCUUUUUACGAGGUGCCAAAAUUAGAAUCACUUUUUCUUGAUAAAAACUUGUUAACUAUUGUGAAGAAAAAUAUGUUGUAUAAAUUGACUAAUUUGAAUACUCUAAUUUUGGCUUACAACAAUAUAUCAAUAAUAGAAAAUAAUAGUUUUGACCAUACUCCGAAUUUAUCAAUCCUGGAUUUAACAAACAAUCAACUGAAAGAACUUGAUUGGAAUAUGUUUCCUACGACCGGAAUGAAAUAUUUAAAAGGGAUUUAUUUAUAUAAUAAUCUAUUGAUGUAUUUGCCAUCCAAUUUUUUUACUAGAUUACCCAAUUUGGGGAAAAUUUUCCUGAAUCACAAUCCAUGGUUCUGUCCUUGCCUGAGAGAUAUCGAGAGGACGUUAUACGAAAACAACAUUCUGGAAUUGUCUCUGCCUAAGAGUUCAAAAUUAAAGUGGCUGGCACCGGAACAACCUUCGCCGAGAAUUCCUAUUUGCAUCAACAAGAAUGUCUCCGACAAUAUUUGUACGAAUACAUAUAGUGAGGAAUUAAGUAAAAAAUAUUCGAAAUACUUAAAAGAUUAUGAAGAUUUUUUUUAA
Psylliodes chrysocephalus is the source of this 1083-nucleotide messenger RNA. The record is from the annotation of a GenBank genome assembly. Lineage: Eukaryota; Metazoa; Arthropoda; Insecta; Coleoptera; Chrysomelidae.